Molecule: messenger RNA, 2865 nt
Organism: Orcinus orca (killer whale)
Lineage: Eukaryota; Metazoa; Chordata; Mammalia; Artiodactyla; Delphinidae
Gene: ASB16
Product: ankyrin repeat and SOCS box containing 16
Exons: 5
Coding region: 94-1455 (453 amino acids)
Biological process (GO): intracellular signal transduction; negative regulation of delayed rectifier potassium channel activity; neuronal action potential
Cellular component (GO): membrane; axon initial segment; synapse
Molecular function (GO): transmembrane transporter binding
Source: RefSeq, a predicted model, not a curated record
GGACAGGGUGGCUCCUCAGAGCAAGGGUGGCAGUCGGGCUGAGGGAACCUGCUCUGCCCAGCUGCCACUGCCCAGACCCCUGGAUCCCUCCCCAUGGCAGGGGAGACCUUCCCCUUCACCUCCUCCACCCUGCGCUCUCUCCGCCUGAAGCGGGAGUGGCUGGAAUGGGAGGACCGGCGGCGGGCUGCAGCCCAGCAGUACCAGAGCCAAAGGUGCCCCUCGAGUUCCCGGACCCAACUCACUCGGCCGCGCCGCUCCUGCCGGGACCCAGCUGUGCACAAUGCCCUGUUCUCCGGUGACCUGCAACAGAUCCAAGCCCUGUUCCAAGAUGAAGGCGCUGCCAACAUGAUUGUGGAGACAGUGAGCAACCAGCUGGCCUGGUCAGCUGAACAGGGGUUCUGGGUGCUGACCCCCAAAGCCAAGCAUACGACACCCCUCACCAUCGCUGCUGCCCGAGGCCACACCGACUGCGCCCGCUACCUGAUCCGGCGGGGAGCUGAGUUGGACGCCCGGGUUGGGGGCCGGGCCGCCUUGCACGAGGCCUGUGCCCGGGCCCAGUCCGACUGUGUGCGGUUGCUGCUGACCUUCGGCGCCAAGGUCAAUGUGUUGUCUGAGGAAGGCACAACACCCUUGCACCUCUGCACAACCCCUGAGUCCUUACAGUGCGCCAAGCAGCUGCUGGAGGCGGGAGGAACCGUGAACUUGGCGGUACAGGACAGCGAGGUGACGCCCCUGCAUGUGGCGGCGGCACGAGGCCUGGAGCAGCACGUGGCUCUCUACCUGGAGCACGGCGCCGACGUGAACCUGCGCACCAGCCAGGGCGAGACGGCCCUGAACGCCGCGUGCGCGGGGGCCGAGGGCCCGGGCAGCAGGCGGCAGCACCAGGCCGCCGUGCGCCGGCUCCUGGAAGCCGGGUCAGAUGCCCGGGCGGCAGGGCGCAAACGCCACACGCCGCUGCACAACGCCUGUGCCAACGGCUGCGGGGGCCUGGCUGAGCUGCUGCUGCACCACGGGGCCUGCGCUGCAGUUCCCAAUGGGGCGGGCGAAACGCCCAUGGACUGCGCGCUGCAGGCCGUCCAGGACGCCCCCAACUGGGAGCCCGAGAUCCUCUUUGCUGCCCUGCUGGACUAUGGGGCCCAGCCUGCGCGCCCUGAGAUGCUGAGACACUGUGCCAACUUCCCUCGAGCCCUGGAAGUCCUGCUUAAUGCCUACCCUUGUGUUCCAUCCUGUGAUACCUGGGUUGAGGCAGUGCUUCCAGAGCUGUGGCAGGAGCACGAAGCCUUCUACAGCUCGGCCCUGUGCAUGGUCAAUCAGCCGAGGCGGCUGCAGCACCUGGCCCGGCUGGCCAUCCGUGCUCAGCUGGGCAGCCGCUGCCGACAGGCUGCCGCCCGCCUCCCCCUGCCCCCGCUCCUCAGGGACUACCUGCUGCUGCGUGUGGAGGGGUGUAUCCAGUGAGCCCCGUGCCCAGCUGCUCCCAGAGCUUGUCCUGCCCACUCCGUCAGUUGUCCCCCGCAACCCUGGAGGACCAGUCCCUGGCUUCUUAUCCACACUCUGCAUGUCUGCUGGGGCCAGCUCAUCCCUCUAUUGGCUUCUUGAGCCACCCGCUGACCUCCAGCUCGACCUGAACUUCAGCUCCUCUCUCCCAUGGGAAGGUCUGCAGACUCAGCCUUUGUCCGCAUCUUCCUCCUUCGCCUAAGUGGAUGAUGGCCCCUCCAUCCAGGCAGGCCCCAAGCCGGGAGGAAGUGAUCCUUGUUGUCCCGAGACCUGCUACCCAUGUACCUGUUCAGACUCCUAAAGAGUGACAGCCUCUGCCUCUAGCAGUGCUGCCAAUGCCCGUCCUGCUUUUGUCACUUCAAGGGAGGACUUCACUGACUGGUCUUGAAACCCACGCCGUGCAAGGAUGUUGGGACGAUCUUUGGGAAUCAGAACUCUGAUGAUGCCCUUCAGUGGCUCCACACCACCUUCAGGCUAAAAUAAAAACUUAACAAGGCAGACAAACCUUCUAGCCCCUGCCUCCGCCAAGCUCCCUGGCCUCGUGAUCCGCCCUCUCUCUUCUAAGAUGCCUGUAACUCAGCCUUAGCAAACUAGUUACCGGUUGCUGGAUAUGACCUGCUCCCCUUUGCUUCCAGGCAUCUGCAUGUGCUGUUCCCUCUGCUUGGUCUACCCUUCCCACAUUUUUUUGCCCUGGUUGAAGCUGAUUUGAUCCCCAAGACUUGGCCUAAUAGCCCUCUUUCUGCAGAGCCUUCUGGGUGGUUGCACUGGGUGGUUUUCCUCACCCCUCAGUGAUGCACAGUAUCUUAAACUGUGGUCACCGCACUCAUGGUCUUUGAGGGUCUGUGACAGGAGGACCAGCCACCAGCUUUCCCUUCUUUCCCUCUCACUUCCUCCUCUGGUCCCAGAGUCAAAAGUACCACCAUUCAUCUUUAAGAGGAAGCUUUUUAGGCCAAGCCAGUUUUGGGGUUUUUUUGUUUUGUUUUGUUUUUGUUUUUGUUUUUGCAGUACACGGGCCUCUCACUGUCGUGGCCUCUCCCGUUGCGGAGCACAGGCUCCGGACGCGCAGGCUUAGCGGCCAUGGCUCACGGGCCCAGCCGCUCUGCGGCAUGUGGGAUCUUCCCGGACCGGGACACGAACUCGUGUCCCCUGCCUGGGCAGGCAGACUCUCAACCGCUGCGCCACGAGGGAAGCCCCAAGCCAGUUUUUAUGAAUGCAAAUAAAUGAUUUGUGCACAGAACAAAAGUGUGACUGUUAGGUUGAAAUGUGGCUGAGAUACCUAUCGCUCCAUGUUUAUUCCUCCUCUUUGUACUCUUCUGUGGUUCCCAGGUUUUCUGCACUGAGCAGUUGUUACUCUUGUGAUAGGAGAAAGAG